CUUCCUCGUCCUCCUCAUCAACGCCUGGGUUCUCAGAAUCGAUGCCCAAGAUGCCGUCGAUUACCAUCAAGAUCAAGCAUGAUCGCAACGUCCACCAAGUGUCGGUCGACCCUUCUCAGCCAGCUACGGCGUUCAAGGCUGCCAUUCAUCAGAAGACGGGCGUGCCUCCGGAGCGUCAGAAGGUCAUGGUCAAGGGCGGAUUGCUAAAGGACGACACAGACUUGUCCAAGCUCAAUCUCAAGGAGGGACAGAUGCUCAUGGUCAUUGGUACAGCGGGAGAGCUGCCGAAGGGACCUCUGGGCCCCAUCAACUUCCUUGAGGACAUGACCGACUCGCAGCUGGCGUCGGCGACGAAGCAGAAGGUCGGCCUCGUCAACCUGGGCAACACCUGCUAUCUCAACUCGACCCUCCAAGUCCUUCGCGUAAUCCCUGAGCUCCAGGUAGCCCUCAAUUCCUUCGCAGGCAACAUGGGCGGCGCAGACGGCGAGCGCAAUCUGACUGCCUCGCUGCGAGACCUCUACAAGUCCCUCAACGAGACGACUGAAGCAUUCCCGCCGCUAGCCUUCCUCUCUAUCCUGCGCAGCGUGGCACCGCAAUUCGCCGAGCAGCAGCAACAAGGAGGUGGCUUUGCGCAACAGGACGCAGAGGAGGCUUGGGUUCGGAUCAUUCAGGCUCUCCAGUCCUCUCUGUCCGGCCUCGCUGCUACCGGCGAUGCCUCAGCAGCUCAAGAAGCGCAGUCACGCCGCUUCAUCGAGCAAUAUAUGACCGGCUCCAUGCUCGUCAAACGCUCCUGCCCCGAGGCUCCACAAGAAGAGCCAACCUACACAUCGGACAGCUUCAAAGUCCUGCAAUGCAACAUCUCCUCCAGCACAAAUGACAUGUCCUCUGGCAUCAAGGACUCCCUGACCCAGCAGCUCGAAAAGACUUCCGAGACUCUCGGCCGCACUGCCGUGUACGACGAACAACGCAGUAUCGAUCGCUUGCCCGCCUACCUCACCACGCAUUUCGUCCGCUUCUACUGGCGGAGAGAAAUUGGCAAGAAGACAAAGAUCAUGCGCAAGGUCCGCUUCCCUUUCGAGUUGGACGUCACCGACUUUCUCUCCGAGGGCUUGAAGGAGAAGACGCUCAAGUACCGCGAGAAGGUGCACGAGGUGGGCAAGGAGCGCGAGGAGCGGGCAAAGGUACGCAGGAAGGCCAAGGCGAGAAGAGAGGAGGCAACCAAGUCGGACGCGGCUGCCUCUACUCAACCGGACGAGUUGGGCAAUGUCACGUCUGCGGGGGCUGAAGCGCCUAAGCCCGCAGACGCAAUGGCAGUAGACACGACGGAGGAGAAGGUCAAGACGGACGACUCCACUGCCUUCGCCACCGCCUCAGGCGCCAGUACGGCCGUGGCUGGAUCGUCGUCCGCAGCGAUAGGCGCAGCAGGGGCCGUUGUGAGUCCAGAGGAGGAGUUGGUUCUCCGUGAAAAGGAAAGCGCAGAGCUCGAUGCCUGCCUCCAUCCUGACCUGAAAGCCGAUGUAGGGUGCAACCCUUCAGCCCUCUACGAACUAGUGGGCAUCGUCACGCACAAGGGCGCCAAUGCUGAUGGAGGGCACUACAUCUCUUGGGUGGUGAAAGAAGACGACAGUGGAGCCGACCCCGCGGCGGCGGCGAUUGAAGGUGCGGAUGGUGGCAAGGGGAAGGCGGCGAAGCUUGUUGACCAGCCGUUUGGGGAGGAGUGGUACAAGUUCGACGAUGAGAAGGUGAGCGUCGUAGGGAGGGACAAGAUCACGAUGCUUGAUGGUGGAGGGGAGGAUUCGACUGCUUAUCUCUUGCUGUACAGGGCGAAGAGGCUGUAGGGACGCGGUGAGGCUGUGGGAGAGGGGAGAGGGGCAGACGAAGACGGCUCGAUCAAGAGCUGGCGUCAGAGGGGAGACGUUUGAUAGCUGAGUGCGACAAUCGGUCUUUGGACAUCAAUGCUUGAUGAUCAUCUAGAGCU
Messenger RNA from Jaminaea rosea, 1978 nucleotides. Its product is annotated as cysteine proteinase. The transcript has 4 exons. The record is from RefSeq and is a predicted model, not a curated record. Gene Ontology annotation, biological process: proteasome-mediated ubiquitin-dependent protein catabolic process; regulation of proteasomal protein catabolic process; protein deubiquitination. The coding region runs from base 42 to 1838 and encodes 598 amino acids. Gene Ontology annotation, molecular function: protein binding; proteasome binding; cysteine-type deubiquitinase activity. Lineage: Eukaryota; Fungi; Basidiomycota; Exobasidiomycetes; Microstromatales.